AUGAAGUUUCUUGCUGUUUGCCUUGUGUUCUUUGCUGCUUCCAUGGCAUCUCAGAAUGAGUAUACACCCUUCUGCACGGUUCUUUUCCAUCAGCAACCCCAUUGCUGCAAGGGUGAUUCGUAUGAAUUUUUGUCCGGCUCGUCAUGCUCAAAGCCCCGACAGAAACCUACGAGUCUUGAAAACUUCAAGAACCUUUGCAAUGAGGAGGGCCGUGUUCCCAAAUGUUGUGGUCUUUCUAUUGUGAGCUACGCCAGGACGAAGACAUGA
Messenger RNA from Clonostachys byssicola, 267 nucleotides. Lineage: Eukaryota; Fungi; Ascomycota; Sordariomycetes; Hypocreales; Bionectriaceae. The record is from the annotation of a GenBank genome assembly.